AUGUCUGCAAAAGGUCAGUCAGAAACUCCUCUUCCUUUAUCAGCUCGCGCACACCAAGCAGCGGUCGCCGAAUCAGAAAGUCUUAUUUUCGACGUCCUCCGCAACCUCAGGGGUCCGUAUUUCAACCUAGACGGCUUCUUCAACGUGGGUGUUGCUGAGAAUGUUAUCACGCACGAUUUCCUUUUGGAAUACAUGAACAAAAGCGCAGCCCUGCUUCCGAAGUAUCUGACCUACAAUGAUUGGGGUGGUGGAAGUAUGAUUGCUCAUGUCUUAAAAGGUCAUGUUGCUUCGCUAAGGCCCAUUGAACUCGGUCAUCUGUUUGUCACAAACGGCGGCAAUGCAGGCUUUUUUGUAUGGCUUCAGCGGAUGGAAUAUAUCGAAAUGGUACACUACACCAUUCGACGAAAAAAGCCCACUAGUGGUAUUAGGCCGCCUUUUUAA
Molecule: messenger RNA, 441 nt
Organism: Aspergillus versicolor CBS 583.65
Lineage: Eukaryota; Fungi; Ascomycota; Eurotiomycetes; Eurotiales; Aspergillaceae
Exons: 1
Coding region: 1-441 (146 amino acids)
Source: RefSeq, a predicted model, not a curated record